Molecule: messenger RNA, 1191 nt
Organism: Dioscorea cayenensis subsp. rotundata (Guinea yam)
Lineage: Eukaryota; Viridiplantae; Streptophyta; Magnoliopsida; Dioscoreales; Dioscoreaceae
Product: ABC transporter I family member 20-like
Exons: 7
Coding region: 28-1038 (336 amino acids)
Molecular function (GO): ATP hydrolysis activity; ATP binding
Source: RefSeq, a predicted model, not a curated record
AGAGAGAGAGAGAGAGGAGCUGGAGCCAUGGGAGAAGCGAUCGCCGACGAGAGGAGCACGACGGUGGAGAUCAAGGACCUUAGCUUCACCUAUCCGGGGAUCGAUGGCCACCCACCACCGGGAUCGGCCCCACUCAUCGAUGGGUUCUCGCUCACCCUCCAUGCUGGAAAUCGUUGUCUUCUCGUCGGGUCCAAUGGUGCUGGUGAGAGCUCUUUCUCUUGCUAUUUGGUUCUCUCAUUUUUGGGAGGGAAGCACAUGGUUGGGCCGGAGAUGGUUAGGGUUCUUGGGAGGUCUGCUUUUCACGACACUGCUCUCACUUCUUCCGGCGAUCUCUCUUACCUUGGUGGCGAGUGGAGGAGAGAUGUUGCUUUUGCUGGUUUUGAGGUGUCUAUACAGAUGGAUGUCUCAGCAGAGAAAAUGAUUUACGGAGUCACUGGUGUUGACCCCCAAAGGAGAGAUGAACUAAUUAAAGUUUUAGACAUUGAUCUGUCAUGGAGAAUGCAUAAAUCAUCAGAUGGUCAGCGGAGAAGGGUACAAAUAUGUAUGGGCCUUCUUAAACCAUUUAAGGUUCUUCUUCUUGAUGAGAUUACAGUCGAUCUAGAUGUGCUGGCAAGAGCCAAUCUGUUGAAAUAUUUGUCAAAAGAUUGCGAGGAACGAGGAGCUACAAUAAUAUAUGCUACACAUAUAUUUGAUGGCCUUGAGAAUUGGCCUACUCAUAUAGUUUAUGUUGCACAUGGGAAGUUGCAGUUAGCUUUGCCUCUGGCAAAAGUGAAAGAAAUGAGUAAUUUAUCUCUGAUGAGAACAGUUGAGAGUUGGCUGAGGAAAGAAAGGGACGAAGACAGGAAGAGAAGAAAAGAGAGGAAGUUAAAGGGUCUCGAAGAAUUUGAUAGGGCAGUGGAAGGCACCCGUGUGAUCGGAGAUCCAGCGAAGAGCGCCGUGCGAGUUGUUAACAAUGGGUGGGCUGCUGGGAGGCUGCAUUCAACAGUAGCUGGAGAAGAAAAUUUCACCUUCAGUUCAAACAGAGUUCUCAGGCAAUGAUUGGUGAUUAAACAGGGUUUUUGAAAAACUUUGCUGAUUUGUGUUGUUCUUAUUAUAUUUUACUUAUUAUUAUGUAUGUAUUCAUGUGUGCAAUAAACAUAGGUGAAUCACAAAGUUAUAGUUAUUAUAAAAAAAAAAAAUAAUUACUAUUUA